Messenger RNA from Paramecium tetraurelia, 855 nucleotides. RefSeq lists its product as uncharacterized. The transcript has a single exon. The record is from RefSeq and is a predicted model, not a curated record. NCBI's taxonomy places the organism in Eukaryota, Ciliophora, Oligohymenophorea, Peniculida, Parameciidae.
AUGCUCCCAGACACAAACGAAUAGCCUUAAUCAAUCGAGGAGUAUGGAGGAUUUCCAGGAUCCAAAUCAUUUUCGAUCUUAGGACUUUUGACUUUAGCUCUGGUUUAUGCAAAGAUGACAGUCCACUUUUAUGUCAAGUGGACACUCAUCUUGAGUCCUAUGAUUUUCUUUUUUGCCUAUAAAUUUCUGAAGAGCAUAUACAACAUUAGCUAGUAAUCCCGUAAGGAUAAGAAUUUAAGUCUCAAGCAAAGGAAAAUUAUUAUGUUAUGGAAUUUAUGUUAAUUGUUAAUCACAGCACCUUUGGCAGUGUCCACAUUUUAUUUGGGAGAUCUAAUCGAAAAGGCUAUUCAAUAAUAAGAUAUAGCUGAACCUCUAAUGCACUUAUUUGCAUGCUUUGCAUUCACUUUAUUAGUAUAUUUGCUAUAUUCAUUAAGUUCAUAAAAAGAAACAUCUUAAAAUCAAUCAAGCAAUAAAAGCAUUUUAUUAAACUUUGUAUUAUCAAUGUUUGGUAAUUCAGUCAGCUUUUGUGCUGGAGGAGUUUGUAAUUCAUUUUACAUCUCAACACUCUCUGCAUUUUUUUCAGCCUUCGGAAUUCCAAUCACUCAAUACCUACAUUAUUUAAACUAUCUAUGUAUUAUCCUACUAGCCUUUUCUCUAUUGUCAUUAUAUUCAGUUAAAGAAUCAAUACUUUAUGCUCCCUUUUUGAUGACCCUAAUUGGUUCAAGUUUAAUUGUAAAUGAUAUGUUUUUUUAUAAAUUGCCAUAUGCACUUUGGAUUGGAAAUGGGAUGAUUAUUGGAUCAGCAUUUUGGAAUUCGAAAUUGAAUUAAUUCAGCUUCUUUAAGAGGAAGAAAUGA